Danaus chrysippus (African queen) is the source of this 1614-nucleotide messenger RNA. Lineage: Eukaryota; Metazoa; Arthropoda; Insecta; Lepidoptera; Nymphalidae. The record is from the annotation of a GenBank genome assembly.
AUGACAGCGAUGUCGCAGGAGGAAAUGGUAACGGGGGCAAGAACGGUGGCCGCCGGGCUCGAGGCUCUGAAGGCGGAACACGCGCAGCUACUGGCGGGGCUGGCUGCCAACACGGAGCAUGAUGAGAAGGUGGCCCUCGUGAGGAAGAGCAUCGACGCCAUCGAGCUAGGGCUGGGAGAGGCACAGGUGAUGAUGGCGUUGGCGUCCUAUCACCAAUCAGUUGAAGCUGAGAAACAGAAACUCCGCACACAAGUACGCAGACUAUGCCAAGAGAAUGCCUGGCUCAGGGAUGAGUUAGCAGCCGCUCAGCAACGGUUGCAGGCGUCUGAGCAAAGAGUUUCACAGCUGGAAGAGGAAAAUAAACACCUGGACUUCAUGGCUUCUAUACGUAAAUACGACAGCGACAUAACCGAAGAAUCGGAAUCUAGUCGCGGCGGACAGACAGACGGAAAGAGAGACGACCCUAUGGUGGAUCUAUUCCCCGACGAAGAUCACGACGACAACAGAAACAAUAAGUCGAUGUCGCCGACCCCGCCGUCUCAAUUCGCUCAGCAGAUCAACGCUGGGUAUGAAAUCCCAGCACGUCUUCGCACGCUACACAACUUGGUCAUACAAUAUGCGUCCCAGGGCCGCUACGAAGUGGCCGUGCCUCUCUGUAAACAAGCGCUCGAGGAUCUUGAGAAGACUUCCGGUCACGAUCACCCGGAUGUAGCCACUAUGUUGAAUAUACUCGCUCUAGUAUACCGCGAUCAGAAUAAAUACAAAGAGGCAGCGAACUUGUUGAACGACGCUCUGUCUAUUAGAGAGAAAACGCUGGGGGAGAAUCACCCCGCCGUGGCCGCUACACUCAACAACCUGGCUGUCCUGUAUGGGAAACGAGGCAAGUACCGUGAAGCCGAGCCCCUGUGUAAGCGCGCCCUGUGUAUCCGCGAGGCCGUGCUAGGAAGAGACCACCCGGACGUCGCUAAACAACUAAAUAACCUGGCGUUGCUCUGUCAGAAUCAGGUGAAUAUAUUAUAUACUAUAACAUACAUUAUAUAUCAAUACUAUCAGCGGGCACUUGAAAUAUAUGAAAGUAAAUUAGGUCCGGAUGAUCCCAACGUAGCCAAGACUAAGAACAACCUCGCCUCGUGCUAUCUGAAACAGGGCAAAUACAAGGAAGCUGAAACGUUAUACAAGCAGGUAUUGACACGCGCACACGAGAGGGAGUUUGGAACUAUUGACGGUGACAAUAAACCGAUUUGGCAAGUCGCUGAGGAGAGGGAGGAAAAUAAACAUCUGCAAAAGGAAAAUGCGCCCUACGGCGAAUAUGGAGGCUGGCAUAAAGCGGCUAAGGUCGACUCGCCAACCGUAACCACCACGCUCAAGAAUCUGGGCGCCUUGUACAGGAGACAGGGCAAGUAUGAGGCCGCGGAGACGCUGGAGGACUGCGCGCUGAGGACCAGGAAGGAGGCUUUGGACAUCGUGAAACAGUCGCGCGCGAGGAGCGGGCGGCGCGAGGCGGAGAGGGACACCGAUGAGGCGACGAACCAAGCGAGUGAGCCGCGCAUGAAUCUUAAGUCGAAACUGUUUAAUGCUCUAGGCAUUAAUACGGGGAGCGCGCCUCACCAAUAG